AUGUCUCGUAUACUCCGACGAGCAUUCGCCACCUUCCCUGCUCGAGCAGGGCCAUCCACCGCCCCUUCCACAAUCUUCCCUUCCGCUUCUUCAGUUUCCAAAACCAUCCCUCAAGCAGUCCGAAGACGUCGUACCGAACAUGAUCAUCCCUCCGGUCGAACCACCUCUCUGUCACCUCUUUCCGACUCAGAUCUCCAUUAUGCAAACACAGAAAAGAAAUUCCCUUAUCAGUUAGAAAAAGAUUAUCAAUCCUUAUUGGCCAGCGCUACAUUCGAUAAUGCCCAAUUGAGCGAUUCUGAACUUCGAGCUAGCUUCUUGAAGGGAACCGCAGAGUGGAGAUCCAGAAUCAGAGGAUAUGCUCCUAGGGGUAAAGUCGCAAGACAUGAGUAUCUGUUGGGUGUAAUGGGUGGUCAAAGAAUUGCGGUCGAAUCAAAACAAGAGGGUCAAGAAGAAGGUCAAGAAGGUGAAGAAGUGAUUGACCCAAAAAGUCAGAUUGUAGGACAAAGGGUGUAUCUUCCGAAUAUACAGAUCCGUCUAAUGAGGAAUCACGUCAAACCUGGAGAAGAAUAUGAUCCUUAUAUCGCUACGUUCCGUAUCCCACCUGCAAUGACUAAGAACGAUUUACGAUCGUACCUUCUAGCAGUAUACAACCUAGAAGUCACGUUCAUCAGGACUGAUAAUUAUAUUGGAGAAGUUGGACGAUCAAGGACAGGUGAAGUUCAGAGAAAAUCAGGUUCGAACCAUACCUACAAGAGAGCGGUCGUAGGAUUGAACGAACCGUUCCAUUACCCAGAUGAUCUAGAUGAACUCUAUGCCCAAGGACUGAAGAAUGGUGUAGGUGAUCAAUUGGCUCAAGCCAGAGAUACUUGGUUACAGGAGAAUUACAGUUUGAAUAUCUCGGAACAGAUGAGGAAGAGAGCUAUGUUCAAGUAUUAUAGAGGUACUAGAUGGAGGUCGAAGACUCAUGCUAAUAUGGGUAACACCAUCCGAGAGAUCAUGAAACGAAGACAAGAGCGAGAAGAUCAAGUAUCAGAAGAGGUGAAGAGACGAUGGUCAGCUAUCGCUCAGGAGUCUCUAGGCGGUGAAGGUCAAGCUCAAACAGCAUAA
Kwoniella botswanensis is the source of this 1107-nucleotide messenger RNA. RefSeq lists its product as uncharacterized. Gene Ontology annotation, molecular function: structural constituent of ribosome. Gene Ontology annotation, biological process: mitochondrial translation. The record is from RefSeq and is a predicted model, not a curated record. Lineage: Eukaryota; Fungi; Basidiomycota; Tremellomycetes; Tremellales; Cryptococcaceae. Gene Ontology annotation, cellular component: ribosome; mitochondrial large ribosomal subunit. The transcript is spliced from 2 exons. Bases 1 to 1107 code for a protein of 368 amino acids.